CUGUUGGAAGAAUUAAAACCCUAAACCCUGAAGUUGUAUGAUAUCGGGGCUGUAAAAGAAGUUGUCUGUCUGUGACGGUGAUUUGGGUGGAAGAUGAGAGGGCUGAACAGAGCAGUGCUUCUAAGCAGAGCCCUUAGAAGCAAUUUCACCGCCGUGUCUAGUGCUACUGCCACCCUUCAACGAGCGGUUCCCCAUGGCACGAUCACCGUGAGAGGCAACAAUCCUUCUGUGAAUGGGUUUAGAUACGUUUCGUCUUCUUCCACUUCUCUGGCUUAUGAUGCCCAGACCAAGGCCUUCAACCCCAAAGAACUUGUCCUAUUUCAGUACCAGGCCUGUCCAUUCUGCAAUAAGGUUGCAGCGUUUCUGGACUAUUACGAUAUUCCGUUCAAAGUUGUUGAGGUGAAUCCCAUCAACAAGAAGGAGAUCAAAUGGUCCGACUACAAGAAAGUGCCCAUCCUCACUGUUGACGGUGAACAGAUGGUUGAUUCUUCAGACAUAAUUGAUAAGUUGAUCAAGAGGAUACAUCCAGAUUAUGAUCUAAAUGCUGAAGAAGAGAAGAAGUGGCGAGAGUGGGUGGAUAAUCACUUGGUGCAUGUCUUGUCACCAAAUAUAUAUCGAAAUGUUCCUGAAGCUCUUGAAUCAUUUGAUUAUAUCACCACCCAAGGAAAUUUCAGUUUUUCUGAGAGGUUAGUGGCAAAGUAUGGUGGGGCUGCAGCUAUGUAUUUUGUGUCAAAGAAAUUGAAGAAGAAACACAACAUCACCGAUGAGCGAGCAGCACUGUAUGGAGCUGCCGAACAAUGGGUUGAUGCUUUGAACGGCCGUAAAUUUCUUGGUGGGUUGUAUCCUAAUUUAGCAGAUCUUGCUGUGUUUGGUGUUCUGAGACCCAUCCGCCAUCUCCAGUCAGGUAGAGAUAUGGUAGAGCACACCAGGAUUGGGAAAUGGUUUUCUGAAAUGGAUCGUGCAGUAGGACAGUCUUCUAGGGUGAGUGAGCACAGCUAGAAAAACUGGAGGAGUAAGUUUUCAGUCAAUGAAUUGGUUAAGCAAUCCCAUACGAAGAAAUGAAAUUAGUUUUAUUUUACUGAGUUUGUUGAGUGUUAGUAAACACGACAAACACUUAUAAUUCAUCCUGUGGGUGUAGUGAUGUGUGAUCACAUGCUAUUCUGGUAAAUCCGGGUAUAUGUAUACAAUAAAUGUUUAUUUGACGCUGCGGCAAGCGCAACAAUAUCUCUUUUUGCUU
Vigna angularis (adzuki bean) is the source of this 1237-nucleotide messenger RNA. RefSeq lists its product as uncharacterized. The transcript has 6 exons. NCBI's taxonomy places the organism in Eukaryota, Viridiplantae, Streptophyta, Magnoliopsida, Fabales, Fabaceae. The coding region runs from base 94 to 999 and encodes 301 amino acids. The record is from RefSeq and is a predicted model, not a curated record. Gene Ontology annotation, cellular component: mitochondrion. Gene Ontology annotation, molecular function: prostaglandin-E synthase activity.